AUGCCACCACGAACGAGUCAAUCUGCUAAUGCAGAGACACAUUGGAAGAAUAUCUCAUCGGGCAAUGGAGCGUAUGAUAACCAUGAACUGCCGCAGUAUACUCUACCAGGAGUUAUCAACUACCUUACUUCUGAGUUUACAAACCUUGAACGAUUCAAGAUCAUGACCAAUUUGGAGAAAUCCGAGAUGAAAUACAAGAUUGUUCAUUUACAAGGAGAGAUUAAGUCUUUGAAAUUUAUCAAUGAGAAACAAAAGACGCGAAUUGAAAGUUUAGAGAUGGAAAAUCAGUUACUCCGAGCACGCAUCAAUGGCGAGGUUACGAAAUCGGCCAAAGUCACGGGAUCAACAAUCGAUACACACUUAGAUACAGAAUUUGACGGCUUAUCUGAGGUAGAUAUCCAGCAAAUCAAAGAGUCCAAACAGCGAUUAAAGGACUCAACGAGGGAAAUCAUAUCAUUGCUCAAAACUCCUACAUCGAACCUCGAAUUGCUCAACUUGCCCAAAGACGAUAGAAAUGAUUUUGAUGUCUUGGUUAAAGGGAAAGAUAACUCACAAAAAGUAUCAGAAAAUGAAUUGGAGCAGGAUUCCGAAUCAGAGUUGAAACUGAACAAAAAUGCAAGAUCGAAUAAGAAUGUCAUUUUGCAAUUCUUUAAUGACGAUGGGGAUAUAAGCGAGAUUGGUAAAGAUAUAGAUGAUGAUAUCGAUGAUGAAAUUAAUGGUUUGAGAAAUGAAGAAGAGAGGAAAUAUGUGCAUAGUGACGACGAUAUAGAUGAUGUAUUGGAGCGAGCGUUGACGAAUGAGAGUGAUGCUACGACAAUGAUUCUAGAUGAUGAACCUGAUGAGACGAAUGAACCGGGAGAAAGAGUUUUAAGCGAUACAAUGGAAGUGCCUAUGGAGCCAAAACAAAAGGAAGAGCAGGAUAAACAGGAGGAGGAGGAGAACAAGAAAAAAGAAGAGAAGAAGGAGAAAGAAGAGAAGGAAGAGAUAACGAAGAAGAAGGAAGAGGAGAAUGAUAAAGAUGAAAAAGAUGAGGAAAAGGAGAUGAUUGAGUACGAAAACAAUCAAAUCUUUGAAUGUGACGGAACAAUAAUCAAUUUGAGUCUGCAUGACCAUGCCUCUGUUACAGGACGUAACCAAAUACGGUUGUCAUUAAAGACAACCGAUAAAGUUACAACUCGAUCUUUUGAGACAAAGCUGGACCCAUCUAAAACAGUAAAUAUCUUUGCUUUGUCAGAAUUUGCAUUUAUAAUUAUUUUCAAAGACACGGAUCCUACAUUUGUAACUUUUAACGAGGAGGGAGCUACAGAAACCUCACUUGCAUCGUUUAAAAACAACCUAUCUGAGAUUACUCAUAGCGCUAUCGUCAAGAUUAAACUUGCAAACAAUGAGGAAAAAGAUGACAAGAAUAGAAAUAUUGCUUUAUAUGGGCUUGCUCUUCAUGGAAAGUCCACAAGCUCUAAGUCCACGUUGACAAAGAUUUACCAACUCGCGUACAACACCAACAUGAAUCAGAUUUCGUCAAUCAAGGAUCUUGGAAGUUUUAACAAGAAGUCAAUCACCAAGAACUUUAGACACGCAGAUAAAUUCUCAUUUAUCGGCUGGUUUGUCAACCCUUCUAAACAGGCUCAACUGCCUGCAUCGAAACAUAAUGCAAGUGAAAGUGAAAGUGAAAGUACAAUUGCAAUUGCAAAUGCAAACCCUGCAAAAAGGAACAGUAAAGGUGGAAAGGGUUCUGAGGAGAGUAAUAUUUUGAAUGCUUAUGAACUUCUAUACAAGGUAGGUGAUCAAACGGUACUGUUAGACAUUUUGCUGCGGCAAGUAACUCCAUUUAAGACCGAGUAG
Messenger RNA from Lodderomyces elongisporus, 1842 nucleotides. RefSeq lists its product as uncharacterized. The record is from RefSeq and is a predicted model, not a curated record. The coding region runs from base 1 to 1842 and encodes 613 amino acids. The transcript has a single exon. NCBI's taxonomy places the organism in Eukaryota, Fungi, Ascomycota, Pichiomycetes, Serinales, Debaryomycetaceae.